This is a messenger RNA of Passer domesticus (house sparrow), 1236 nucleotides long. RefSeq names its product homeobox B5 (gene HOXB5). Gene Ontology annotation, biological process: anterior/posterior pattern specification; regulation of transcription by RNA polymerase II. Bases 284 to 1081 code for a protein of 265 amino acids. The record is from RefSeq and is a predicted model, not a curated record. Gene Ontology annotation, molecular function: DNA-binding transcription factor activity, RNA polymerase II-specific; RNA polymerase II cis-regulatory region sequence-specific DNA binding. The transcript has 2 exons. Gene Ontology annotation, cellular component: nucleus. Lineage: Eukaryota; Metazoa; Chordata; Aves; Passeriformes; Passeridae.
GCGGAUUUGGGGGCGACUUCGGGCCUGGAGCGGCUCCGCGCUCGUCAUUAUUUGUAACCAUAGAGCAUGAAUUACCUCUUGAGGUCAUCAGUGAGAAUUUACGACUGGUCAACAAAAGCACGUGACGCCCAAACGCACCCCCCACCCUCCCCCCAUAUUUGGCCGCAUACAUAGCAAAAACGAAGUACAGUGCAUCGCUAUAAUUCAUUAAUACAUCAUAAAUCGUCAAGCACGGGGUUAUAACGACCACGAGCCACAAAUCAAGCCCUCCAAAAUAACCCAAAUGAGCUCUUACUUUGUAAACUCGUUCUCAGGGCGCUACCCAAAUGGCCCCGACUAUCAGUUACUAAAUUAUGGGACCGGCAGUUCCAUGAACGGUUCUUACAGAGAUUCAAGCACCAUGCAUUCCAGCUCUUAUGGCUACAACUACAAUGGGAUGGACCUUAGCAUCAACCGCUCAGCCUCCUCCAGUCACUUUGGGGCUGUGGGCGAGAGCUCCCGCGGUUUCCCUUCUCCAGCUCAGGAGAGCAGGUUUAGACAGGCGUCCAGCUGCUCCUUAUCUUCUCCCGACUCCCUGCCCUGCUCCAACAGCGAGAGCCACGGCGGCAAACCCGCCCCGUCCCCCUCCGAGCCGGCUCCGGCUGCCAGCACCACCAACACAAAUUUCACAGAACUAGACGAGACCAGCGCGUCCUCGGGAGCCGACGAGGGCACUCCAAUAAGCAGCAGCAUCCCCCGAGCGCAGGCAGAGCCCAUCGCGACCUCCACGGCAGCGACAGAAGGGCAGGCACCUCAGAUAUUCCCUUGGAUGAGGAAACUUCACAUUAGCCAUGACAUGACUGGACCAGACGGGAAGAGGGCGAGGACAGCGUACACUCGCUACCAGACCCUGGAGUUGGAAAAGGAAUUCCACUUCAAUAGAUAUCUCACCCGCAGGAGGAGAAUAGAGAUCGCUCACGCGCUCUGCCUCUCCGAGCGCCAGAUCAAAAUCUGGUUCCAGAACCGGCGGAUGAAGUGGAAGAAGGAUAACAAACUGAAAAGCAUGAGCCUGGCCUCGGCGGGCAGCGCCUUCCAGCCCUGAGACCCCCCAGCCCCCGAGAGGAGGACGAGGGGAAGAGGAAGACGAGGAAGAGGAGGAGGCGGGCGAGAAAAAAACAAAAAAAAAACAAAAAAAAAAAUCAAACCAACCCCAAAAACGCAACAAAAGCCCCGAGUGAAUGAUGAAAUAAAGUGAAA